AUGAUUGAUCAAACAAAUGAAACAUUGACAAAACCAUCAGAUUCUUUUUACGAUAAUAAUGAUAGUACAAUAUUACCAUCAUUAUUAAUGUCAGAUAUUCCGAUAGUAACUUCAAAACCACCAAUUUAUCGUCUACAAACUCAAAGUUCUAAUUCUUCAUAUACUUCUGAACAUGAUAUUACUGAUGUAUCAUCAAUUAAAGAACACCAACAACAUCCAUUUCAUCUUGAAUCAAUGAAAAAUGUUCUAUUUGGUUUAUCAGCUCGUACAAGUAGUCUACCUUCACCUACAUAUUCCGAUCAACAACAAUUCAAUAAAAAAAACAUGCAAAUUGUAACUGAUAAUUAUUAUCAACAACCAUAUAUUCAUAAUCAUAAUCAUCAUAAUCAUCAUCGAAUUCGUUUAACUUCAUCAGCAAUCAAUCGUCAACAACAACAACAAAGAAUUGAACGUGAAAAUUUAAAAAUUUUAGAACGUCUUCAAAAUAUUCGUCCAACUCGUAGUUUAAAACGAGAUGAACUAUUAUCUAAUUAUGAUCAUCUUAUGGCUCUUAAUACAUAUUCAAUUGAACCACAUAUUCAUCUUCCUAAACGAUCUUCAAGUACUACAAUUAAUACAUCAUCUACUUUUUCUAUAUCGGAAAGAUCCCAACGUCCACAAAGUCGACCAUCAUCUGCUACAAAUUCAUUAAAUAAUAAUAAUAAUAAUAGUGUACGUUCUCGUCCUGGAUCAACUGGUCAUCGUUCGUCAUCAGCACGAAGACCUAUAUGGAAUGAUCGUUGGCAACAACAAGAAUGA
Molecule: messenger RNA, 798 nt
Organism: Rotaria sp. Silwood1
Lineage: Eukaryota; Metazoa; Rotifera; Eurotatoria; Philodinida; Philodinidae
Source: the annotation of a GenBank genome assembly